Molecule: messenger RNA, 1489 nt
Organism: Pimephales promelas (fathead minnow)
Lineage: Eukaryota; Metazoa; Chordata; Actinopteri; Cypriniformes; Leuciscidae
Source: RefSeq, a predicted model, not a curated record
AUGUCGGAUGCCGAGUGGGUGAACAAGACCAAGCUGGGUGGCAGAUUUGUGAUCGGCGUACAGAGGGAGAAAACCUCGAGUAUGCAGAUCGCUCUGAGGAGGAAGCUGUACAAGCUGGCUCCUUUCUCUGCCCAGUGUGUGCGGAGGGCUGUUGAGGAGGCUGCAGAAAAGCUCCCGGCGCAGCAACAGGAGGCGCUGCACCAUUACCUGUCCAUCAGCGCUGGUGCGGUCCGGCCGCAGGAUGUCGUCGACGCAGCUCUGCUGCUGGAAUCAUUAGUCAGGUACACAUCUCUUCAUCCAACCAUGGCAUUACUCAUCACAAACAAAGUAACGUCAUUCUGUCUUUCAGCACAUUUCACAGUCCGCAAGCCUUCAGCCGCAAAGGUGGCACGGCUUAUUGCACAGGAGGGAUGGAAGGUCAACUGUCCCAAGCCGGAGGACAUCGAACGGCUGUGGACACCACCUUCGAAGGCAGCAGUUGAAGAUGACAAGUUCAUCAUUCGCUGUGUGUCUGAGCAGAACUGGUCGGGCAUGGCCAUAAAAGACUUUGGUGAUGAGCGUGGUUUUGGAGUCGUGGCAACUCAGACUUUUUCAAAGAACGACAUUGUUUGCGACUGCCACGGCAAGGUCAUCCCAGCUGCUCAAGGGAGGGCGAUGGUGCAGGCCCAGCAUGACGAGGCCGGGUACAUGUUCUUCUUUAAAGCCGGACAGAGAGAUCUCUGCGUCGACGCCCAGACCUUUCCGUGCGAGUGCCACCCUGGCAAAGACACCGUUGGGAGGAGGAUAAACCACUCCACAAAAGCGCCCAACCUGAAGCCCUUUCACUGCAGGUUACGUGUGAAUGGGGAGGACAAGGACGUCAUCCUCUUCAGGGCACUGAAGGACAUCAGUGUGGGCGUUGAACUACGGUUCGACUACGGGGUCAAAAGGAAGUCCUUCCGUGGAGAGGGCCUACACCUGGACUGGCUGGAUGGUUGAGAAGGCCUUCAUCAGGCUGGAGUGGCUGGACUUUUGAUUCCUGUUUUAAGGACUAGAUUUUGCUGGACUCUCACAGACCAUUUGUGUUACAUUUUAUGACACAAGACUGGGAACUGUGUAUGAACUAUCAAUGUUUUAUUUGUCAACUGUGAGCUCGCGAAUGAACUAUAGAUGAUUGGACAAAAUUGGGAGCUUGCAUAUGGACUUGAUGUUCAUGUAAAUGGAGCCUCAAUAGACUCUAAACAUUGUAGUUUCAUGUAAAUGGAGCCUCAGUUUGACCAAUGAAAUAAUUGACUUUGAUCUACGUCCUGGAGCUGGAGUGGUUGGAUCUCUGACAACUCUACCCAGGCAUCCCAGGACAGUGUCUCCUUCCAUCAUCGGCUCCUCAGAGCUCCUUGAGGGAUUCUGGAAACGAGCCAGAACCUGAGAACAAUUUCCAUAAAGUUACGCAUCUCUUUAACCAAGCAUUCACAUAUUGCAUUAAUAUUAUGAACAUCAGCUAUGCUAAUUA